CAUGAUCUGUCUCUCCCUGUCUCAAAAAAAAUAAAUAAAACGUUAAAAAAAAAACAAAACCCUGGCGUUCCCAAAAGUUGAAACCUCAUGACCUUUUCUGCACCAUUGCUUCCCCCUUCCACCUCCCCUCUCUGACCCGUCUCUUCGAAGAACGCCGCAGUCCUCAGCCCGCGAUUACGGUGUUCCUCCCCCUCCAGCCUUUGUUGGUGUUUUCCUGGGGCCGGGAGCUGCUCACCUCGCACUGUCCGGGCUGUUGUCAAGGGCAGGGACGCGAGGCCAGUGACGCAGGGACAUGGUGUCAGGGGGCGGUGGCCGGCACCAUCCUUGGCCCUGGCAGGCCUCGCUGGACCAGGGCUUUGCACACGCCCCCACCGCCCCGAAACGGAGCGUAGUGAGGCUGGUUCCGGGUCACGCGCUCUGCCUGCACGCAGAGCCAGAUCCCGCACGCGCAGGCGCGCUGCAAGGUGAAGUGGAGAAGGGCUCGCCCCCUACACCAUCUGUGCUCGUGCGCCGUCGUACUAGAUGCCGAGGCGGGGGCGGUGAAAACGUACCUGGUGCACAUAACGCCCGUGUUACGACGGGUGAUGUGAUUUUUUUCCCCCAAAAUGGUAAAGAACUUUCGGUAAAAUUCCGCACAAGCGAGACACCCGUGGUUCACAAGGUGGUGGCGUCCCUGCCAAGUGUGGUGUGCACGUGGGACACACACGCUGCGCAGGACAGGUCAGGAUCUCCGCUCAGAGUGAGGGCCACGGGAACUUCACCUGUGCAAACACCUGGCCAAGUGUUGGAGCUGUUUUCAGGACUCGGGAUGAUUCCCUGUGCUGCACACUGAUCACGUGCAUGGCAGUUCAGCCGGAGUCCCUGGCCUCUGCCUCCUGAGCUUGUGACAGCAAGACAUGUCCCCACGGUCUCUAAACGUCUCCCUGGAGGGACCCUCGGUCGCUCUUGCUCCCGGUGCAGCUGUGGUACAUCUGGCAGCGAUGUGAGCCCCUUUACUUCCUGGAACGAUGCCUGGUGUAGAGUAGGAAUGUAAACGGUAAUUUGUGUCAGGUGAACUGCCACUCCGCUCAGAGACCCCAGUAAAACAAUAGAAAAGACAGUCUUAAAAACCUGUGACUCCGUCAGGUGAGAGAGGCUGGCAGGUUGGGAAGCAGGUACCACUGCCAGGAUGAAGUGCAGAAGCCCGAAAGAGGCUGUGAGGCGCCGGCAGGGCCCCCGGGCCCCUCUGAGCUCAGCGCCGGAAGGCAGGGCUAAAAAUGGGGGGCAGCUGGGGAGGGGCACCGGAGGUCUGCUCCCAGCGAGGCUCAGGCGUGGUGGAGGGCUGGCCAGCCCUGCCUCUGGUGCUCAGGCGGUGUUCCCGUGCUGCCCCGAGGCGGCAGCCAGUUCUCUGCUGGGACAGUCCCAAGUUCAGGCGGAAGGACCUGUACGCCCCCCGAGGCUCCAGGCAGCUCUGCCGGGAGCCCCGGUUCAGUAGAGUCACCAAGCAUCCUGCAGCUUCUUAGGGUCUCUUGGGUGGACAUCCAGGCGCUGCCCCACUGUGAGGAAAGACAAUCUACUAAGUAGCAGUGUUACCUGAGGUGCAGAGAUACUGGCUCCAAGAACUAGGAACACGGUGUUAUUCGAAAGGAGCGUUCAGAGGGCCAGAAAGAGCGUUUAGAAGUUUAGAGAGAGUAGCAGAUGGAAAAGCAAACGGGCGCAGCCACUCUGGAAAACAGUGUGGAGGUUCCUCAAAAAAUUAAAAACAGAACUGCUGUACGACCCAGCAAUUGCACUACUAGGUGUUUAUCCAAGGGGUAAAUGAGUCAUGAUCUCGCUCUUGAUGAGUUUGAACCCUGCAUGGGGCUCUGUGCUGACACUGCGGAGCCUGCUUGGGAUCCAUUCUCUCUCUCUCUCUGUCUCUGUCUCUGCCCCUUCCCCACUUGCAUUGUCUGUGUCUCUCUCAAAAUAAAUAAACUAAAUAAAUAAGAAGGAUCGUGAAUCAGAACAGCACCUGUCUCCCCUGGGUGCCUCUGGCCACCUGCCCCUGGCCCCUCCUGGCCUCCCAGUGCCCUGUUGUCCAUCCAGAGAGUGUUCGUAAGUCCUUGGGCCUGAGACCUGCCCAGGAUGACUCCUCCAUGUGUUUGAGCUUCGUGCGUUGAGCGCAUGCACUGGGGUGGCUGGGACCCAGCCCGUGAGAGGCCCGGUCGCCCCCGGUGCCCUCGGGCAGCUGUUCCUGCCCCUGCUAGCUGAUUCUGUUCUCAGUGGUUGUGCCUGUGCCGUACAAGCCACUCAGCAUUUUGAAUGAAGCCUCUGGUUAUCAUGUUUUCCAAGAGACGUUCGGUAUUUAUGGACUGAGGGGCUGAAGUAGGGGGAGGAGGAUUGAAAUUCUCCAGCAACAGAUCUGGAGACCUGAGACAUGUCCGAGCCGACUCAGCACUGAAGUCUGGUUGGUUCCGGCACAGGUUUACAGCAGGGAGAUCCUGCCUUUCUCUUUGUACUCUCGUCUGUGUUUUCUAAGACUCUAAAAAGUACACUGUAAGUUUCUGUCCGGAUUUGGGAGGUGGGGAUGUGGGGCAGGGCAGUCACGAAGCUGUCUGCUUUCCGCAGGCCCCUCGCACGGGCUGCCCGGUCUUCCUUGGGGAUGGGAGGGCAUGGCUCCGAGCCGUCCCCGGGCUCUCCUGUGUGGCCUUCCCCGAGAACCCUGUGCUCUGGGAGCCCUCUGACCUAAGCUGGGUGGGCUGUGCAGCAGGAGGGGCCGGGAGCAGAGCGGACCCUCCCUCGGUCUGGCUCCCAGCUCCGAGUGCCCAUCUGCGCGGGUCCCGCUGUGCACACGGCCGGGCCUUCAGUGGAGCUGCUGGUGAGCAGGGACUGGAGACCGCCGUGGAUGCGCUGCCGCAGUGGGUCGGGUGGAGCGCAGGCGGACAGGUCGGCGUGGUGCCGGGCUGCGCACGGCGCGGUCCGCGUUGAUGUCGUCUCCGGGGCCUUUCCUGGGCGCGCCCUCCUCCCUGCAGCUCCCAGCUGGGCUUCCGGGAGUUGCCUCGGGGGGACUUGGCGUCAGGGCGGCCCCUUUCCUGGGAGCCUCAGAGACGUCCUGGGCGGUGUCCAGUCCCCGAGGCCCAAGCCUGCCGGGCUGAUCUCCACCCGGAGGAGAUGUUGCCCAGAGGAUGGGCGUCCACACCAACAACCUUUCUGGUCAUCUCUGUUUCCCACAUUAUCCUCCUGUGGUCCAUCUCACAGCAGCUGUAGAGCCAGAACCAAAAGGAGGUGAGUUUCGGGUCAAAUCUGUGCUGCUUUUUUGACUGAAUUACAGGAGCUUCCUCUGAGGGUCAGGGGAAGGGCAGGUGUCGAGGAAAGACAGUGGGACAGGCCUGAGUUUGCUUCUUCCGAGAAGUGUUUCUGUCACUUGAGAACGUGUACAAGACAGUCUUCUCCCUUUUCUGUGUGUUGUGGUAAAGCGUACGUAGUCGAAGUUUCUAGAAGCACAGUUCAGUGGCAGGAGGCACAUCCCUGCUGUUUGGGACCACGACCGCCGCCCAUCCGCACAGCUCUCCCACGGCCCCAAACGGAAGCUCUGUGCCCACCCCUCCCCUGCCCCUGGGGACCACCGUCUCCUUCUGUCCCCAGGGGCACCCGCACUGUCUUCCCAUGACAGGAGUUAUGUCACUGACCACAGCAUCCUUGAGGUCCAUCCGCGUCCGAGCACGUGUCGGAAUCUCCUUCCCUUUAAGGUACAGGACUAGUCCGCUGCGUGGACAGACCACGUUCUACCCAUCCGCCGAUGGGCCCAUGAGCUCCUCCCGCCUUUUGGCUGCUGUGAAUAGUGCUGCAGUGAGCGUGGGUGUGGAAAUACAUCCGUGUUUGAUUCCCUGCUUUUGUUUUUGGUUAUGCACCCAGAAGUGGAAUUUCUGCAUCAUAAAGUAAUUGUGUUUGAUUUUUUGAGGCAUCACCUGAGUGUUUUCCAUGUGCCUGCACCCCUUUCUGUUCCUCCUGGCCGUGCACAACGGUACAGUUUCUCCACAUCCUUACCAGUGCCUGUUAUUUUUUGUUUGUUCGUUUGUUUGUUUUUCUAUAACUGUCUGGUGCGCAGUGACAUCUCGUUGUGGUUUGAUUUGCAUUUUUCCUGAUGAUGGGUGCUGUUUUCGUGUGCUUAUUGGUCAUUUCUGUAUCUUCUUUGGAGAAAUGUCUACCCAAGUCUUUGGACCAUUUCUUAAUUGGAUUUUUUGUUGUUUUUUUCGUUGUCGUGUUUCCUUCUCUAUUCUGGAUAUCAGCCCCUCAUCAGAUACGUGACGUGCAAAUAUUUUCUCCCAUUUUGCGGAUUCCAUCUUCAUUCUGUCAAAUGUCUUUUGACGCAUGGGAGCCAGGUUUAGGGGCACACUUGGGAGUUCUCCAGGCAGAGGCACAGCGAGGGUAGAGGCACCGGUGCCGGAGUGGGUGUGCCAUAUGCACAGUGUGAGAACAGCACCUGCAUUAAAAAUGCCCAUUUUCAAGCCCUUUUGGAGGAAGUGUUAGGAAAAGACAAGAAACCUGUGAGAUAUUUAAGGGUUAAAGAGGUGGAGGGAAGACAGAGCUUGUGCAAAGUUUCCAGAUGGCCCACAAAGCACUAGAAGAUGUUACAUGUAAGCUAAGUGUCCCUGCUCCUGCCGACUUCUCUUUACAUGAAAGCGUGAAAAAAUAAAAACUAAAGAUAUGGCAAGCAUAGGUCUUUCAGAAGGCUCUCCAGGGAAAUGGCAUUUUAGGAAUUACUUUACCCUUAAUAAUGCUCCCAGCAUGCUCCAGUUGCCAGUACCUGGGGACUGUAGUGAGCCCAAGGACCCAGAAGCACACCGAGCCUUCGGGAGGUCGACGACAGGACCUACAGGAAGUAGGCAUCGACUAUAAGACGACCACUAUCCUGCUGGAUGGACGGCGGGUCAAGCUGGAACUCUGGGACACGUCGGGCCAGGGCAGGUUCUGCACCAUCUUCAGGUCCUACUCCAGGGGCGCGCAGGGGAUCCUCCUGGUGUAUGACAUCACCAACCGCUGGUCCUUUGAUGGCAUCGACCGGUGGAUCAAGGAGAUUGAUGAGCAUGCACCCGGGGUCCCCCGGAUCCUGGUUGGGAACCGGCUACACCUGGCCUUCAAGCGGCAAGUUCCAACAGAGCAGGCACGCGCCUACGCAGAGAAGAAUGGCAUGACUUUCUUUGAGGUCAGCCCUCUGUGCAACUUCAAUGUCAUUGAGUCCUUCACGGAGCUGUCCCGCAUCGUGCUUAUGAGGCACGGCAUGGAGAAGAUCUGGAGGCCCAACCGAGUGUUCAGCCUGCAGGACCUGUGCUGCCGGGCCAUCGUCUCCUGCACCCCGGUGCACCUCAUCGACAAGCUCCCGCUGCCGGUCACCAUCAAGAGCCAUCUCAAGUCCUUCUCGAUGGCCAACGGCAUGAACGCCGUCAUGAUGCACGGGCGCUCCUACUCGCUGGCCAGUGGGGCAGGCGGGGGCAGCAGCAAGGGCAACAGUCUCAAGAGGUCCAAGUCCAUCCGCCCCCCGCAGAGCCCGCCCCAGAACUGCUCAAGGAGCAACUGCAAGAUCUCCUAGCAGGACGGGCCGGGUGCCACCCCGUCCAGUUCGCUCCGGGAGGGCUCACGCUUGGGGAGCGUCUCUGGCCGGGCGCUGGGCCUGGCGCUGUGUGCAGGGAAGGCUUUGACCUCACCGCCUCCUGGGAAGCGUGGGGGCUCACUGCGCGGGCAGUGGUCUGGGCCAGAGAAGCUCCGCGGGACCGGAGAGAGCUGCGGGGAUCUUGGCGGAACAAGCCCGGGACCCUGCAGUGCCAUGCGGCUGGGGAGUGCCCAGGAGGCAGCUCCGCCCGGCCCGGCCUCAAGGGGGCGGUCCUUGGGGACCCAGGAGGCCUGGCUCCCUUUCUUAUUUAUGUGGAAGAUGUUCACCUUUCUGUACAUUUUUAAAGGACGGGCAGGGAGGCCUUUGGUGCAGCCACACGUGAGCCCCUGUCAGCUGUGGGGUCAAGCUUCGGGACCUUGGGAGAGGGAGGGGAUUUGAGGCAAAGACGAGGAGGAACCCCCAAGGCUUCACCCUUUGAGUUCAGACACUUCACGUGGGGUGUGGGCUGUGCAGAGACCAUAGGGGACAGGUGGGAGCUUUGGGCAGGGCUCUAGGGCCCGUGGCUGCCUCCGCCAGCCUGAGUACGGGGCUCCUUGUGCCCCCCCAAGGGGCUGGGCAGCCCGCAUGGCUCCGGCGGUCUGAAUGGUGCGGCCACACCUUCCUGGGUGACAUCCUGCGUGUCUCAGAUGGGCUCAGAGCUGGGGGCAAUUUCCUAGGUUCCCCAGGGGAAUGUUGGGGCUUCUCAGAGGGGAUAGUGGGAUGCACUCCCCCCGUGUCCCUCCACACGUGGGGGGAAAAAGCCUCCCCCUUGACUCUGCACCUUUCCUUCCGGUCAUAUCUCUGUCUAUUGCUCCAUGAAACCGGCUCAGCAUCUCCCGUGAGAAGACGCCGAGAUCCUCAGGGGGGCUGCCAGGUGAUCUGCGGGUCUGGACAGACCUGCCUGUUUGUCUCCUGGGGCACCUGGCCUCCACUCUUGCCACCUUCCGUCUGCUGGCCUCGGGUGUGACCCCACAGCUGCUCCUGGCCUGGCGUCACCCCUCGGGGUCACACAUCACCAGAACCAUUCUGACCCAGAUUUUCUUAGUGAUGCUGCCUGGAGUGGUGCCGGCAGCAGAGACACCGAGCCUCUCCUGGAGAACCCGCCAGCCAGCCUCCUCCUGCCACCUGGUUGGUGACAUGGCCACCGGGUCACACUGGUGCUCAGCUCUACCUCCUACUCACGGCCCCAUCCUGGGCUCUGGGACUCUCCUGUCCUGGGUGUCUGGGAGGCAGGGUGGGGGCCGUGGCCCGGGUGUGCAGGGGCACCCAGGGUCCCCGUGUGAGGCCUGGCCUCAGCAGGGUCAGGCAGAGGAGGCCACACCCAUCCUGUCUUGCCUGUCAGGCCCCUUUCUUCGGACUUUGAACCCCGUCACACAGACUGAGUUUUGAGGACGUGGACAGUCCUACGUUCACCUUAUCAACACUACUUUUCGCUGCUGACACACCAUUCCUGUGCUCAUUUUGGACGGUUUUUGUUUCUUUGUACAGUAAACCUAAUUCAGCUCUGAUUUUCAGGCUGCGUUUUGUAGAAAUUAAAGCCUCUGGUUUUAACUGGCCAA
This is a messenger RNA of Acinonyx jubatus (cheetah), 7167 nucleotides long. It is a transcript of the gene RAB40C, whose product is annotated as RAB40C, member RAS oncogene family. Gene Ontology annotation, cellular component: endosome; plasma membrane; synaptic vesicle. Gene Ontology annotation, molecular function: GTPase activity; GTP binding. NCBI's taxonomy places the organism in Eukaryota, Metazoa, Chordata, Mammalia, Carnivora, Felidae. Bases 4736 to 5548 code for a protein of 270 amino acids. The transcript has 6 exons. Gene Ontology annotation, biological process: protein localization to plasma membrane; intracellular signal transduction. The record is from RefSeq and is a predicted model, not a curated record.